Molecule: messenger RNA, 1665 nt
Organism: Symbiodinium necroappetens
Lineage: Eukaryota; Dinophyceae; Suessiales; Symbiodiniaceae
Source: the annotation of a GenBank genome assembly
AUGGCUCUUUUGCUUGUGGCUUUGACGCUGGUCGAAGUUGCGGCUGGGGGCUUCGUUCAGGUGCCCGGCGAAACCACUGAAAGCUUGCAUGGGAGAUGGCCUGGGCAGAGUGGUGCAUGCCGCAGAUGGAGUUUGGGUGACGAAGGCUACCAGUUGCGUCGACUGACCACGCGAAGGGCAAAGUUCUUCCACAGAGCACGCGACGACUUGCUAACACAGGCAUCUUCAUGGUUUCCUCUUGCCGCCUGCCCAGCUACGGGCUGGUCAAUUCGGCUGCUGAACGUUUCAGCCAUUGCAGACACAGAGGGUACCCGGAAAGCUGGCGAGCAACAGCUGGCAGCCUUGGCGAGGGAGAUCUUGACCUCCAGUGCACUUCUGGACACCUUGUCUUCGCAUCUUGGUCUAUUCGGGUUGUUCGCCUUUGCCGGCCGUCGAAAGGCACAGAAACGGAGGGCAACCGCACCAAGCGAUUUGUCCCCGGUGAUUUGGGAUGACUUCACUGAGCUCAGUCAUUGGUCGCCACUGCAAUCGGCCCUCUGGAAAGCCAUCCGAACACGAAGACCCUUGCCUUUGUCAGCCUCCCUGGUGCAGCUCGCAAAUGUCGGUCGGGAUCACAACAGUCAACUUCAGCGUGCAGUGAGCCUUUUGGUGUCGUCGCAGGAGAUCCGCCUUCGCUCCGGUGAGAUCCUUUCUUCAAGUGAAAUCUACGCAGAGGUUUCGGAAUUGGUACAGCUCGCCACACAUCUCUUGUCUGCUUGGUCAUCCAGUGUGAUGCUGCACGAAAUGGUCAAGGGUUUACGUGAUUGGCCUGUCAUCCAGCUGUUGGCAGACUUGGAAGUACCGGAUCUAGCUGAACUUCAAGCAAUGGGUCGCCAGCUGCACUCCAACCAACUCGUGCGCUUUCUGCCAUCACCACAGGUCGUGCCAAGUGUGGUGCUCCCAUACAGGGAGCCGCUCAGCGAUCACGACCGAGAAAUUGGCCGCUUCCAUUGUACCACGGACUUUUUUGCGGAAGUGGAGUUCUGGCUGCAACAGGAAGGCCGGAAGCCUUCAGCACGAAUGAGAGUUGUGGAGGUGGCCUGCUGGCUGCCUGACUGCCUGCUUUGGGCUGGUCAUCGCCUGAGUGGGCGCCUCACCGCAGCCUGCCUCGAGGCAGAUGACUUGGCGGUCACGGCUGGAAGGCGCUCCAUCAAGUUGAACGGCUUCGAGGGGCAGGUGCAAGUCCUACAGCGGCGCAUCACUACCUCACCCCAGUCGGUGGAGUGGCACUGCAGAGACCAUAACGACAUGCAGACCGAUGACAACAUAGAGAACAACGUGCAUCUUUCCAACGACCGCAGAUGUUGGUUCAGAGAGGCUCAGGGUGUGAAUGCCAAGAAUGAUCCUCUCGCCCGAUCUGUCGAUGAAGAAGUAAGCCGUCUUGGCUUCCGUGAAAUCGACAUUCUGAAGUUGUCCUUCUCUUCGGUGGACUUGUUGCGGAGCGCUGCCAGCACACUGGCAUUCACCAGACGCGUCCUUCUUGCAACAGAUCCUCGAGACACAAUGGCGCAAGUGAAACUGCUGAAGCUCGCUGGCUUUGAGGAAAUCAACAUACCACCUCCAGACGACUGGAGUGCGGAACCCUCACCCUAUACCAACUACGUCAUCGCGCGUCGGAGUGGGUGA